Messenger RNA from Hirundo rustica (Barn swallow), 2416 nucleotides. It is a transcript of the gene COMMD2, whose product is annotated as COMM domain containing 2. Lineage: Eukaryota; Metazoa; Chordata; Aves; Passeriformes; Hirundinidae. Bases 32 to 631 code for a protein of 199 amino acids. The transcript is spliced from 5 exons. The record is from RefSeq and is a predicted model, not a curated record.
CUUCCCGGGCGGUGGUGGCGGAGCCGCGGCGAUGCUGCUGGUGCUGUCGGCGGAGCACAGGGCGCACCUGGGCUGUUUGCCGCGGGCCGGCGGCGCAGCCGUUGGCGAACUGGGGCGCCUGGCGCUGGAGCAGUUGCGGCGAGGAGCGGCCCCACGGGCCUGCGAGACCGCCGCCAGAAAGCUGAACAUUGGCGUUGAGACCAUUCAGCAUGGGGUAGAAGGACUAGCGUAUCUUCUUACGGAGAGUUCCAAGCUUAUGAUUUCUGAGGUUGACUUCCAAGAUUCCAUUCAUGUUUUGGGAUUCUCAGAUGAAUUGAACAAAUCCUUGCUCCAGCUGUACCUUGACAACAGGAAAGAGAUCAGGAGCAUUCUUGGAGAGCUGGCACCAAGGCUUCCCAGCUACCACAGUCUGGAGUGGAGACUGGAUGUGCAGCUUGCAAGCAGAAGUUUGAGACAACAGAUCAAGCCUGCUGUGACUAUGAAGCUACAUCUUAACCAAAAUGAUGAUCAAACUGCCCAGGUGUUGCAAACUGACCCUGCUACCCUUCUCCACCUUAUCCAGCAACUGGAGCAGGCGUUGGGGGAGAUGAAGAUGAACCACUGCAGAAGAAUAGUGCGCAACAUGAAAUAACCUUGACUCCUCUCAGCUCUCUUACUAAGCGGUUUGAAAAACAACUCAAAGCACUGCUCACAAAUAGAUUUUGAGGGAAAAAAAACAUCUGGAUCAGAUGAACUGCUUUCCUGUCCCAGGAUCUUGAACCAGUAUUUACUGGCCAAAUGUCCUUGGCUGUCAGCUUUUGCACAUCUAUAUUUGGUGACCUUUUUCAGAGAAUCAUCUUCAUAUAUAGUACAUGUUAAUUAAAUAUGAUCAAAUAUAACUACUUGGGAUUUUUUGAUUUGUAAUUUUUAUGUAAUUGAUCUCUGUUUUCAGGUGAAACACAAGAUUAGCCAAUAUGUAGGUGAGUGGUUUCCCUCCUUCUGCCUCUCCUGACUACAGCCAUAGUCUGGAUCUCAGGGCAGCAAAACAGGAAUUUUAGAUACAAAUCCUAGAAACUUUUUGUGUUGUCUCACUUCUGCCGGUUGAAUCUGAACAUAUUUACAUUUCUUCUUUCUUAAAUGUUUUAAAAAUCAAGCUGUUAUAGAGCUGAUUGGCAUUAUGGUAAGUGCUGGCAGUCUACACAUGGGUCAUAUCCUGAAGCAUGUGCUAACUGAGAAGGGGGAGGGUUUUCCUUAGGGAUUCUGAGUAAAAUGGUCAGUUGAAAACAGAUGUUGAGAUUGCAGAAUGUCACUGGAGAGCCUGCAUGUUCCUUUGGGGAGUGUGUUGCAAUAUUGAAGAAGAAAAAGCUGCAACACUGAAUGGUUUUGUUUCCUCUUACAAAAAAUUACCUCAACUAGGGAUGGUAGUGGUGGUAGUGGAUGGUAAGGAUGGUACCUCAAACUCUGGCAGUGAUCCACAGACUCCAGGAGAGAGGGAAGGAGAAAGAUCCUUUAGACCAAGCAUCUUACUUUUAAAUUUUACCUUUCGGUUUGUUCUGGGGCAAGUACUGAGCAUGAAAACCAGCUGCUCGGCAGCAGGAUUGGGGCUUAAUUACUGGAAAGGCAGAUUUUCCUUUAGGUGAGGUUGGAACUGGUCUGCCCCUCUGCGAGUUCUUGCUUCUCUGUCUUCACAGCAUCCAGGGCAGCUACUGCGGGCGUAGCACUUACAUGCGGCUGGUGAGUGUGACUGCACGGCAAGCAGCACUGGCUGCCAGUGCCUCUGUACGGCAGGUCAGACUGGGGAGUGAAAAGCCACCUGUGUCAGUAACCCAGAGGUACUGGUAAAACAGGAAUUCACCCUUGGAUACGACUUGGAUUUUGUUGUAAACUCCCAAAUUAAAGGUGGCAUGUAAAGCUACAUUUAUCUUCUCUACUUAAUUUGCACUUGCUUUACAGAAACCCUUGAACAUGACAAGGAGACUACAAAGCAAUUUUUGCAAGCUACUGAAAAAAAUGUUACGUUGCUACUUUUAACCCAUUUUAUUUUUAACAAUGUUUUAAAAAUUUACUUCUGUUCCAUUGUGUUCUUUGUUCUCCAUCACCAUUCAGUUCAGAGGAACACACGUUUUCUGCUCCUGUGUGGCUGUUGACAGAUGGACAUGGAGCAUCUAGCUGCAGUUACUGCCUGAUCGGAGUCUCCUUGCACAGAGCAAACCCAAAGCAGAGGCAGAACCAUGCCAGGCUGCACUGUGUGCUGGUCACUUGGUUACUCAGAAAGGACAAGGCUUGCUCAGGGACCCUGAAUGUUUUCUUUUAUAACAGACAUCACACAUGCUGCUUCACCUAUAUAGGUUCUCUCAGAAAAAUGUUAAUCUCUGAAGAGCUUUGAUGUAGAGCAGUGAUGGAUCUAGAUUAAUUACAUGUGGUAUUAUUUCUUUAA